AUCUAUCGAAAAUUAAUCUAAGGAUCCUUGCAGCAUAGUUUCGAGUAAAGUGCAAAAAUCAAAACUCAUGGCAUAACAGAGACGGAAAUCAUCAAAAUAUUAAAUUCCACUAAUGUUAGUUAAAGCUCUGAUUACAAAAAUAUUGCAAAACAUCAUUAAUUAAGGUGAAUUCAGUCUGCUGAAAAAGGCAACAGCGACUUUAUUCCUUACCUCAAAAAGUUAAGAGAACUAAAAAAGAAACAAAAAAUUAAACAUUCUUUUAUAAGAAUAAUUAUUUGCAAUUUUAAUGUUGAGAGAGCGAGAGGGAAACAUAAUUCACAUCAUCAUAGCGUAUGAAAGCAAAUCGAUUUAUGUUCUAAUAUGAAUGCAAAAACCCAACAACAUUUACGACAAUUGAUUUGCAAUAAGCAAAAGCAAACUCUCUUAAAAAAAUCGAAAAAUAAAUAAAAUAAUGUCCAAGAACAGGUAUCUAUAAAUAUGCAAUAACGUUUUUGUAAAAAUUCAUUUUACAUAACAAUAUUUGUAAACAAUAAACAGUAGAGCGUAAACUUUUUGGAAAGUCUGGCAUCUUUUCUCGAUUGUGUUAUUUUCAUAGGCAAAUGUAAUGAUAUAAUAAAAAGUCAGUUUUGUGAUCUUUAAAAAGAUUUCUUAAAUUAUUCUUAACAAAAUGCUUUGCCUUCGGCGGAAAGUUAUAAGUGAAAGUAUUCUGCAAUUAGUAAACACCGCCCACUUAAAUAACGCUUCAUUGCAUACGACUCCGACAUGUAAUGAAAUACGUAAAUUGGCUCGCUUGCGUGUUGUCGACAAUAGUGAAAUAGGAAAACGUGCGAUGGCCGAGGGACGUCCACCGCGUUGUAUACAUGUUUAUAAUAAGCGGGGAGUUGGUUACAUAGGUGAUAAAGUAUUGGUAGCCAUAAAGGGUGAAAUGAAGAAAGGUAUCCUAGUCGGCUUAAAACAAAAUCAAAAACCAAAGGUGCCGAAGUUCGAUUCAAACAAUUUAGUAUUGAUUGAUGAUAAUGGUACACCUUUGGGAACACGGGUACAUGUUCCCAUACCCACCAUAUUAAGAACGAUCCUUAAGGAGCGUACCCACGCAAAAGGUGCUGACUACACUAAAUUAUUGGCCAUUGCUGGUCGCUUUAUAUAAAUGCGUUUAAUAGAAAAAGAAAAUGUUAAAAUAAAAAUGUUUUUAAUUAAUAAUAUUUAUAGAGUU
Molecule: messenger RNA, 1213 nt
Organism: Glossina fuscipes
Lineage: Eukaryota; Metazoa; Arthropoda; Insecta; Diptera; Glossinidae
Gene: mRpL14
Product: 39S ribosomal protein L14, mitochondrial
Exons: 1
Coding region: 668-1147 (159 amino acids)
Biological process (GO): translation
Cellular component (GO): mitochondrion; ribosome
Molecular function (GO): structural constituent of ribosome
Source: RefSeq, a predicted model, not a curated record